This is a messenger RNA of Drosophila albomicans, 1360 nucleotides long. It is a transcript of the gene Rnmt, whose product is annotated as mRNA cap guanine-N7 methyltransferase. Gene Ontology annotation, molecular function: mRNA 5'-cap (guanine-N7-)-methyltransferase activity. Gene Ontology annotation, cellular component: nucleus. The transcript is spliced from 2 exons. The coding region runs from base 79 to 1290 and encodes 403 amino acids. Lineage: Eukaryota; Metazoa; Arthropoda; Insecta; Diptera; Drosophilidae. The record is from RefSeq and is a predicted model, not a curated record. Gene Ontology annotation, biological process: 7-methylguanosine mRNA capping.
CGAUAACCAGGUAUUGUUUCGAAAACAGCUGUUCGGCUUUCACAGUAGCUGUGUUUAAUUAAUUCGUGUGUGUGCAAGAUGAGUGUGAAUUAUGGACAAAAUGCAGCGGAUAACGAAUUUUUGGAAGCACAUCAAGCUGUACAGCUUUCCGACGACGGCGCAAGUGAUGAUGACAAUGAGGCAACAGACACAAAUCUGCCAGCGAGUACCUCUAUCAACGACGAAGAGGAGGCAAGUGGUGCCGCCAACACACAUGUGGUAGCCCAUCACUACAACGAGCUGAAGGAGGCGGGACGCAAGGAAAGGCACAAAUCGAAGAUCUAUUUCAUGCGCAACUUCAACAACUGGAUCAAAAGUCAGUUGAUCAACGAGUACAUGGCGCUAAUCAAACAACAGAAGCGCAUUGGUGACGCAUUGCGGGUCCUGGACAUGUGUUGUGGAAAAGGAGGCGAUCUGCUUAAGUGGGAUAAAGCGGCGAUUUCACAUUUAAUUUGCACAGACAUUGCCGAAGUAUCUGUGGAGCAGUGCAAGCGUCGUUAUCAGGAUAUAGCGCAACGUGCCGAUAAAUCCAAGUUUGGCAACAAAUUCACAGCAGAGUUUUUCGCCUGUGACUCAACGAUGGUCAGGCUGCGUGAGCGUUAUAAGGAUGCUUCUCUGCAGUUGAAUUUGGUGUCGUGUCAGUUUGCUUUCCACUACUGCUUUGAGUCUCUGGUGCAGGCUGAUUGCAUGAUGCGCAACGCUGCCGAAUGUCUGCAACCUGGAGGUUACUUUAUAGCAACCAUGCCGGAUGCUUAUGAGAUUAUUAGAAGAUUGAAGGCAGCAGGUCCUGAUGCCCGAAGCUUUGGGAACGAUGUCUAUAGCAUAGAAUUUGAGGGUAAUGCGAAUGAGCUGCCCUUGUUUGGGGCCAAGUACCAAUUCCAUUUGGAGGGCGUUGUUGACUGUCCUGAAUUUCUUGUACACUUUCCCACGUUGGUAAAGCUCGGCCGUAAGUUCGGACUUCAACUUAUCAGACGCAGCACGUUUGCUGAAUACUAUAAGGAGACAUUACCUCAAGGGCGCCACCUUCUCCAGCGAAUGUCCGGACUGGAGUCUGUGCAACCGCAACGUUGUGGCAACGAUGAGCAAUUCGCUCAUGUGCGGAAAACUGUUGGCACACAACGUGGACGAGCUGUUGGCACAUUGUCCAAAUCCGAAUGGGAAGCAACAACUCUGUAUUUGGUGUGUGCCUUCAAGAAAUGCAAGAACAGCUGGGAUGCCAAUGGAAAGCCUUUAUUUGAGUUUGACGACUGACGUACUCUUUAAAUUAAGCGUAUGCAUUAGUAUACUUAUUAAAAAUAACUCUUCGAUGUUUUUAUGACAA